Carassius auratus (goldfish) is the source of this 3669-nucleotide messenger RNA. RefSeq names its product pleckstrin homology domain containing, family G (with RhoGef domain) member 6 (gene plekhg6). The transcript has 15 exons. Gene Ontology annotation, molecular function: guanyl-nucleotide exchange factor activity. The record is from RefSeq and is a predicted model, not a curated record. Gene Ontology annotation, cellular component: plasma membrane; endocytic vesicle; axon. Bases 189 to 3368 code for a protein of 1059 amino acids. Lineage: Eukaryota; Metazoa; Chordata; Actinopteri; Cypriniformes; Cyprinidae. Gene Ontology annotation, biological process: endothelial cell migration; Rho protein signal transduction.
AAUGGCCCAGUCAGGUUUAUCUUCUCAGGGUGCAGUCAUGCCUGAAAUAAGUCUGAAGAAUCUGGUCUCACUUGCUCAACCUGUUGCUGAAGGAAAGGGUAAAGAAAAACGAUAUAGAAAGACAGAGGACUCAGAAAGACAGAUCCAGAAAUACAAGAGGGACAGAAAGAGACCUUGAAGAUGUCUGAAUGAGGGAAAUGGACACAGUUAAAUCCAGUAAUCCAUCAAAAGGACCGGAACUGAGCAAUGUCAUGGCCCCAGAGGAAACUGCCCUCGGUGACAAGAGUGACAGACAGCGGGAGGAAGAGAGAGAGGCAGACACAGACACUCCUGAUGGACUUGCAGUACUGUCAGUCGGUCAGCGGAGGGCACGACAGAAACACAGAUACAACACUGUAGGCUACCAGAAAAAGAAGCAGAGGACAGCUAUGGACUUUUCUACAGUGAGCAAGGGAACAUCUGCUGGGGCGAAGAGCAGGGGUGCAUUAAAGCAGGCACUUUUUAGCCAGGGAGUGUCUGACAGAAAUGGCACAUUUGAGGAACGAUCAGGUGGUGUACAGGGGCAGCUGGACGCGUUGAAACAGGUUUUGGACUUAUUCAGUACACCUGAGGACCUGAGGUGGACAUGGGGCGAGCGAGGUACUGAGAAAGCACUGGAAAAGAGCUGGACAGACAUAGUGGACUCUCAUGAGUCCAUGUCAAAACCCCAGCGGCACCAGCAGGAGGCGCUGUGGGAGCUUAUUAAUACCGAGCUAUCCUACAUCAACAAACUCACUAUUGCCAAAGAAUUUGUGAUGGCAGCACUGUCACACUGUCACAGACAUGGAUUCCUUCAGGAGGUCAGCCCCACAAUGCUCUUUUCCAAUCUUCCUUCUAUCCUUGAAGCACAUCAAAUCUUUUGGCGUGAAGUGAUGUAUCCAAUGUUACAAGAGGUCCGUCUCACUGGAAGACCGUUCGACCCUCUCAGACUCGAGGCAGGAUGUUUGCAGUUUCCUGACCGUUUUCCUGCAUACUUUGAAUACUGUUUGGAGCAGGAGAGAAAUGUGGAGCUGACACGCAGACAGCUCGACACAAACCCACAUUUUCACACCUAUCUUACGUGGGUGGAGAAUCAUCCCCAGUGUGGGCGAAUGCGUCUGGGCGAUAUGCAGGCCAAACCACACCAGAGGAUCACCAAGUACCCUCUUUUACUGAAAGCUGUUCAGAAGACCACAGAAGACCACCCCACCAAAAACGCACUUGAGAGAAUGUUGUACAGUGUCAGUCAUUUUCUAGAAUCUAUCAAUGGCUAUUUGCAGCUGAAAGAAGAUACUCUUGCCCUCUCUGUUGCUGCUCAAAGAAUAGAGGGAUGCAAACUAGAAGGUCUGAGUGAAGAAAUAGACAAGUACGUCCGUGAGUUCUGCUGCUUUGAUUUGAUGAGGCCGGUGAGGGGGGUGGGGCCAAAUGUCAUAAGGAAGCAACUAAUGGAAGAAACGUUGAAGGUCAGAAUAAGAAAGGACACCAAGGAGCUUGUGGUCCUGCUCUUCACUGAUGUGUUGCUGAUGACCAAAACGCAGAAGAAAUCAGACAAGCUGAAGGUAGUGCGUCCCCCUCUGCCUCUGGAGAGAAUACACUGCAUUGAGCUCAAAGAUGGAUAUUCGUUUGUGCUGGUGGAGGUCGGUGAUCUAGGAUGUGCUGUCAGUGUGAACUUCCUGUCCACACCGAGUCCAGACAGCUGCACGUCAUGGGUGUCUGCUCUGCGUGAGACUCAGGCGGCCUUAGAGACCUUGAGGAAAAAUGAGACCAACAAAACACUGAAGACAACAAGUACGACAAAGUUUGGUGGUUCAGAGAGACUUCCCACUCAGGACGAACUGUCUGACAAAGUCAUAGAGGAUCCUGAUGACCAAUCAGUAUCUGAUAGAUCUGAUAGUGAUUUUGAGUCGGGGAGGCUAUAUCCUUACCAUGGGGGAAAGUCUGAUGAAGAAAUGUUGAUAGAAGAAGAGCAAAGUAAGGUUCAGCAGCUGCCAGAGGAUAGAAACUCUCCACUGAUUGGCCAAUCGAAUGAAGUUGCGGCAACGACUAAUUUAGAUGGAUUAAAAACUGAAAAAGGAACAAAAAUAUCAGAAAGGCGAGUUACAUGGAAACGUGGGCGAUGGUCAUCUGUAAAUUCUAAUGACAUUACACAACAGGACUUACUUGUGAGAAACCAGUUGAAUGGAUCAUACUUGAUGCCUGGUGGAGAUGUGGAGAACAAUAGCACUUCUAUUCAAUCCCUGCCAAGCACUUCUGCAUCAAACAAGUCUCUAAUAACUGCAUCGUCAUAUGGGACAACUGCAGAAACAGAGGAACCAGUGCAUCAGGAUCCAGAUGAUGACUCUGAAGAAAUCAGGAGGAACUCUUUAUACAGUCAGUCAGGAGAUGACCAAGGGCUCCUCACAGAAUCACGGAGGUUCUCCCGGAAACUGAAGUCGCCUCGCAUUUGGAAAAAACGGGCCAGUAAUUUGCAACCGUCUGUUCCCUCAGACAUUUCCAGGACAGAUGUGAACGGAUUGGAACUUACUCCCAAUUCAAACUCCAAUGGAAACCAGAGAAGAGCAUCCAACCCUGUGAACAGUUUAGAACUCGCCUCCGAAGCAAACUCCAGAGGAAGCCAGAGAAGAGCAUCCACCCCUUGCAUUAAACCCCAAGAUUCCCCCCGAGUGCUAAAGCUGGGAUCUCUAAAAAACAACCAUGGCACUUUAUGGUAUGUUCCUGAAAAAAGCUUGUCACCAGACCCUCAGACGCACUCUGAACCUGAGCAGACGUGUGAUGGGAAUGUUAAAAUGAAACCAAUCAAACUGAAGACACGGAGGAGAGCCUCCAACCCGAAAAUCAGCUCCUCUCAGAGUUCCCUUCCACCUUCUCACAGACGCAGCCCCUCGCCCCCAGCAGGCCUGGACCCCCAGAUUCCCCCUUCUCCACUCCAGGGCCUACUGCAGAGAGCAAAGGAACGGGAAAGAGAACGUGGACUGGGAAAAAGAGAGGGAAGGAAAAAAAUCCCUCUACAAAGUUCUCCUACUGUUUCUGCCUCUCCAUCACCGUCAGUUAGUGAAGGAGAGAGAGCGGCAGAAAGAGAGGAGUCGACAGAAGAUGGGAUGACAUCUGCUCAUGGAUGGAGAGAGGGGAACGUGGAUGGAAGUGAGGAUGAGAUGACAGACAGCAGUAAUGUCCUAGAGGGCAUCAGCGUGGACUGGCCAGGCUGGUGUUUUGAUGAUGAGGAGGUGUUUGACUUUGAGGACUUAGAAGAUGAAGACUGGUUUAACACGACGCUGAACACAAACGAGCCCGGCAGGUCAGAGACCAAACCGUCAGAGAGGCAAGAUGAAACCGAAUGUAGUGAGGUGUAGACUAUUAAAUCUGUAAAGCACUUGGAGAAAUACAAUGUAUAUUUAUUUUGUGUUGUUUAAGGAUUAUGCAGCAUGACUAUUAUGGUCAAAUAUAUUUGAGUGAUACAUACAGCCUGCACAAGGUUUUUUUAUUUUAUUUUUUAUGAAAGAUGAAUUUUGUGUCUAUUGUUAUUAAUAUAUUUACUUAAAUAUAUCUACUGUAUGUACAGAAUGUUUUCUCUGUAUAGCGAUAUCAAGAACCUGUUAAUAUUGUAUUUACUGUGCAAAAGAAACAAAAAUCAAUUAAAACAUGAUAUAUGAA